This is a messenger RNA of Megalobrama amblycephala (Wuchang bream), 825 nucleotides long. RefSeq lists its product as uncharacterized. NCBI's taxonomy places the organism in Eukaryota, Metazoa, Chordata, Actinopteri, Cypriniformes, Xenocyprididae. The transcript is spliced from 4 exons. The coding region runs from base 247 to 516 and encodes 89 amino acids. The record is from RefSeq and is a predicted model, not a curated record.
UGAAAACCACAAAACACAGGAAAUACAAACGAAAUACAAGCAGGCUGUUUGACCGCUUUACACUGAAUCACUCUCUUCAUCCCUCUCUUGUUUUACUACAUCUGUCCUCUCACAACUUAUUCUCUCUGAUUGGGGUGGAAACUCUGGUUUCAGACUACACUGGCAAUUUCGGCAGUCUGCAAUUUGUGGUUGUAGCUUCAGUUUUUAUACUGCGGCAAAACAAACCACACUGAGCUUGUUGGAACUAUGGGAAAUUUAAGCUGCAAGCGAAGGAAGAAGAAACAUGAAAGCGCUGAAGAUAAUGACCAUCAGAGAGAAACGACAGCAGGCACACGGACAGAAGAUGUCCUCUAUGCUUCAAUUGACCACACUACCAUCAAUCCAGAAAGGCACAUUCGAGAUCUGGAGGACAACGAUUGUGAUUAUGCCCUUGUAAAUCUCCCUCAAAACACAACAGACAUAAGCAUGCACAAAAGCAACGAGGACUGUUCAGAUGAUUAUGUGCUCAUGGGCUGAGCAUUGAAAUGGCUGAAAUCAGCACAUUCAACCAGAAUGGACAUCUGAGAUACACAAACACAACUUUAAACGCUUGUUGACUUUGUAUUGAUGAGUUUGCAAUGAUAUUAAGUUUUUAUUAUUAUUAUUAAUCAUUUUAUUUUAUGGAGGCUUUCAUUUCAGAUAUGUUUUUGUCACUGCAUAUUUACAACAUGAAGUAUAACAUAUUAACUUUUUUUUGUAUUUGUAUUUUAAUGCUUUGUAUGUAAUAACUGCCUUUAUGUGCAUAAUGAAUAAAUGUCCAUCUUCCUGUAUGUGUAUGUGUUAUGU